AGCUCUCUACUGCCUCAGGUUCUGAGGCUUUCUGUCAGUGUGUUCCUUCAGCUGUCUUGAGCCGAAAGCAGUCAAAGAGUAAUGGGAAACUGGCUGCUUUGACUGACUUUUCAAGCCAUCUAGAGCUCGGAGAAAGUAAAUGGACCUUCAGAGAGUGACGUUUAGGUCUUUGAGCAAAAUUCAUGCUUUAGUAACAGAGCAAAGAAAGGAAUGGGCAACACAGGACACAAAACACUGCCAGAUGUAAGCCAUCAAGCCAGGACUGUGCCUACAAGACAAUAUUACACACUACCAAACACCGGCCAUGAGAGGAGAUCCCUGUUUGCCCUAGCAGAACCACCUCGUUUCCACUCUCAGGCCAGGGGCAGGAACAUUCGCUUAGACCACCACUUUCGAAAGGCCUCCCGCAAGAACAGCUUCUGCAAUGGAAUCACAUUUACCAACCGACCUGUCCACCUGUAUGAAAAAGUCCGUUUGAAGCUGUCAUCUGUCCACCAUGGCUGGAGUGGAGCCUUACGUUUUGGCUUCACUCUACAUGACCCUUCACAAAUGAGCCCAGAUGACAUUCCCAAAUAUGCCUGCCCUGAUCUAGUGACCAGACCAGGAUACUGGGCCAAAGCCCUGCCAGAAAGAUACGCACUGAAGGACAAUGUGUUGGCAUUUUGGGUUGACAGACAAGGGAGAGUAUUUUACAGCAUUAAUGAUGAGGAACCUAUCUUGUUUCAUUGUGGGGUGAAGGUCUCAGGACCCUUCUGGGGAUUAAUAGAUGUUUACGGAAUCACACAAGAAGUACAAAUGUUAGAUAGCACAUUUGCUGAGACAAUAUCAACCGCCCGACUCAGCACAGUACGACUCAGCACUUGCCUUCCUCAGAGUAACCAUGAUUCUGCAAACUUCAACAAUAAUGAGCUGGAAAAUAGCCAGGUAGUUUCAAAAAUUGCCAAUUUAAACCUGGCAAGGGUUCCAGGACUAUCUGUGGACAAUCAUACAAUGCCAUGCUGCUCAAACAGACGUCAGAGGCCCCAGGGCAUCCCCAACUUUUUGGAUACAGACCUUCAUUUCCAUCAUACCAGAGGCCCUGAUAUUACUCUCUCUCAGGACAAAAUGGCAGCCUGCACCAAUUGGCAAGAAAGCAAUAGGACUUUGGUGUUUUCUGAUCGGCCUUUGCAUAUUGGGGAAACCCUCUUUGUGGAGGUGGGACAUUUAGGGCUGCCUUACUAUGGUUCCUUACUUUUUGGCAUUACAUCUUGUGAUCCAGGAAUUUUACGAAUAACUGAUCUACCAGCUGAUCCAGAGUUCUUAUUGGACAGAAAGGAAUACUGGGUUGUUUAUAGGGGAUUCCCUGUUCUGAACAAUGGUGACAUCCUCAGUUUCACAGUUCUGUCAAAUGGUGAAGUUCACCACGGGGUAAAUGGUAUUAACCGUGGAAUGCUGAUGUGCGUAGAUACCUCACAGUCACUUUGGGUAUUCUUCAGUAUCCAUGGGGUGGUGAAUCAACUGAAGAUACAUGGCACAGUGCAGUCUAACCCCAUGAGCAGCUCUCCUACAGGGUCACCUGGAGGUUCACAGUAUGACAGUGAUUCUGAUAUGGCCUUCAGUGUUAACCGCUCUUCUUCAGCCUCAGAGUCUUCACUUGUGACUGCUCCAAGCUCUCCCCUGACGCCUGUGUCACCUGUUUUUCCUCCACCUGAACCACCAAGCAGAAAGAACAGUGAAUGUACCGUCUGCUUUGAUAAUGAAGUGGACACCGUAAUUUAUACUUGUGGACAUAUGUGCCUCUGCAACAGCUGUGGUCUGAGGUUAAAGAGGCAGGUUAAUGCCUGUUGUCCAAUCUGCCGACGGGUAAUCAAAGAUGUUAUCAAGAUAUAUCGACCAUAAUCUCCAACAAAGGACUCUGACAUUCUGCCUUCAUUUCUCAUUCUCCCUGCAGAUGUUUCAUAUAAGAUCUUACAUGUUUUUGUAUUUUUGUUUGAUAUUAGGGUUAUUAUUAAAGUAUAGAAUAUAAAUCAGGGUUUAUUCUGAGUGUGAGAGAGCCUUAAAGCAGAUGGCCAUAUCAGUAAAUGUGCUACUAAUGUUUUAAGUGUGAUAUAUUGGAUUUGCUGUGUAAUGUACAUAAUGUGUCUGUCUUUUAUAAAGUCUCUGGGUACAGUAAGUUACAUGGAGCUGAUCUUCAAAUGUUAUGAAUGUAACAGAGCCAUAUGCUGAUUGAUACAACUUAAACCAAUUCUGCCUCUGCAGAAUGUAGUCCUUCUACUAAAGAAGAAGUGACUUUCUGUUCUACACACACUUUUGCAUUAAUUGAAAGAAAUAAACCAUAGCCUGGCAGGAGUGUGCAUAGUUUCAGGAUAUACAGUUUCAGCCAUGAGAUCCUUUUGAUCAAAGUAUAGGAUCCAGGUGUCUGUAAAACCUGCAUCUUAGUAUUGAAUAUGUGAGAAAAAUUAAAUUUAAAUGCAGAUUAGAUGGAAAACUCAACAGGAAAGAAGACAUGAAGACAUAGCACUGACCCACUGUGCUUAGGAAACAAGCUGCUUCAUAGUUAAAUAUAAAUCACCCUUCAAAAAGUUUUUUUUUUU
Molecule: messenger RNA, 2573 nt
Organism: Protopterus annectens (West African lungfish)
Lineage: Eukaryota; Metazoa; Chordata; Ceratodontiformes; Protopteridae
Gene: NEURL1B
Product: neuralized E3 ubiquitin protein ligase 1B
Exons: 5
Coding region: 211-1878 (555 amino acids)
Biological process (GO): ubiquitin-dependent endocytosis
Cellular component (GO): early endosome
Molecular function (GO): ubiquitin protein ligase activity
Source: RefSeq, a predicted model, not a curated record